This is a messenger RNA of Hibiscus syriacus, 1220 nucleotides long. RefSeq names its product probable glycosyltransferase At5g11130. The record is from RefSeq and is a predicted model, not a curated record. The transcript is spliced from 3 exons. The coding region runs from base 216 to 1220 and encodes 334 amino acids. Lineage: Eukaryota; Viridiplantae; Streptophyta; Magnoliopsida; Malvales; Malvaceae. Gene Ontology annotation, molecular function: glycosyltransferase activity.
UAGUUUUUACAUUUAACUUUUGGGUUGUUAUUUUGUUUUAACAGGCGCAGAAGAAGAGACAGAUUGAGAUUCUGAAAGAAGGGUUGGGGAGGGCAAGAAAGGCGAUACGAGCGGCAUCUCGGUCUCGGAGGUGUACUUCGAACGGGCCGGGGAGUUACGUUCCCAAGGGAUCAGUUUAUAGAAACCCUUGCGCUUUUCAUCAGAGCCACGUCGAGAUGCAGAAGCGAUUCAGAGUGUGGCCAUACAAGGAAGGAGAUGCACCGCUCUUUCAUAAAGGUCCAGUAAAUGAUAUAUACUCAAUCGAGGGGCAAUUUAUUGAUGAACUGGAGAGCGAUAUUUCACCAUUCUUAGCUCUAACCCCUGAUGAGGCCCUUGCAUUUUUCCUCCCCGUUAGCGUUGUGAAUAUUGUAAAGUAUGUUUACAGGCCGUAUACGAAUUAUUCUCGUGAGCGCCUUCAGAACAUCGUAAAGGACUACAUUGGCAUUGUAUCAACCAGAUAUCCCUACUGGAAUAGAAGCAAUGGAGCCGAUCAUUUUAUGAUCUCUUGCCAUGAUUGGGCACCGGAUGUUUCAGCAGCGGAUCCGAAGCUUUUCAAGCAUUUCAUUAGAGUUCUUUGCAAUGCUAACUCCUCUGAAGGAUUCAAGCCUGAAAGAGACGUUUCACUGCCGGAAGUGUACCUUCGUUAUGGGGAGCUGGGAAAGCCUCGAAAGGGCCAACACCCAAACAACCGUUCGAUUCUAGCCUUCUUCGCAGGUGGCCAACAUGGGAACGUGAGGAAAAUGCUUUUCAAAUAUUGGGAGCAAAAAGACAAUGACAUUAGAGUAUUUCGAUACCUCCCCAAAACCCUAAACUACACUCAACUAAUAAGCCAAACUAAGUUUUGCCUUUGCCCUAGCGGAUACGAAGUUGCAAGUCCGAGAGAGGUUGAAUCUAUACUUGCCGGUUGUGUUCCGGUGAUUGUUUCCGAUCACUAUGUGUUACCGUUUAGCGAUGUUCUCGACUGGAGUAAAUUUUCCGUUCAUGUUCCCAUCGCAAAGAUACCAGAGAUCAAAACAAUACUGCAAGGGAUUUCUGAGAAAGAAUAUUUGAAAAAACAAAGAAGGGUCCUCGCCGUGCAAAGACAUUUCGUGCUCCAUCGACCAGCUAAACCAUAUGAUAUAAUGCAUAUGGUGAUGCAUUCAGUAUGGCUUAGGAGGCUUAACAGAGGAUUGCCAAAUUAA